Gopherus evgoodei (Goodes thornscrub tortoise) is the source of this 873-nucleotide messenger RNA. RefSeq lists its product as uncharacterized. The transcript has 3 exons. The record is from RefSeq and is a predicted model, not a curated record. NCBI's taxonomy places the organism in Eukaryota, Metazoa, Chordata, Testudines, Testudinidae. Bases 178 to 873 code for a protein of 231 amino acids.
GCUGUGUGGCUACCACCCUAGUGUCAUUCAGCAGAGCAGACCAGCUCCAGUAAGACAGGAGGUGGGUAUAUAUUAAGGCAUCUCCCAGAGGAGCCAUUCCUUCCCACUUCCUCUUCACAGCUGGAGAAGGCAAGGAAGACACUUGGAGACGGUUCUACCCCACUUCAUCCCCUGAAAAUGUUCUUCCUCCGUGUCUCGGUUAUUGCCAUACUUCCCAUUCUAGGAGCGAAUGGCAAUUCUGUCACACAGACCGAAAGCAGCGUGACUUUAUGCGAAGGGGAACCGGUUCUUCUGAAUUGUACCUAUCAGACUACCGGCUACCCAACUCUCUUCUGGUACGUGCAGUAUGGCAGUCAAGCACCUAGGCUAUUUCUGAGAGAUGGUUCCGCUGACCCAGAGGAAGGUCUUGCACAAAGUGAUUCCAUGGACCAGUCUCCUCCAGAAGUGAGAGUCUCAGAGGGGCAAAGUGUAACUUUACACUGUAACUUCACCACCGCUGGCAUAAACCCAUAUCUGUUUUGGUACCAGCAGUAUCCGAACCAGCCUCCUCAGCAUAUACUGACUAAAACGAAGUUUGAUGCUCUGGAUCAGACGCUUGUCCAGGGAAAAUUCUUAGCAUCUUUGUACAUGGGUAAUGGGACGGUUCCCUUCAAGACUGAGGCUGUUUCUCACCAGGAGAGCGCUGUGUAUUACUGUGCUCUGAGACCCACAGUGGGGGAGAAUUGCAUCUCAGCUCGUACAAAAAGUGAGCAGGGGGCUGUUUAUGGCAAUAUGGCAGAAUCGUGUAAACACAGGGCUGGAAGGGACCUCGAGAGAGAUCUAGUCCAGCCCCCUGUGAUGAUACAGGACCAAAUGUACAUGGAUUAUCCUUGA